Messenger RNA from Chenopodium quinoa (quinoa), 873 nucleotides. RefSeq lists its product as uncharacterized. The record is from RefSeq and is a predicted model, not a curated record. Gene Ontology annotation, molecular function: nucleic acid binding. Bases 1 to 873 code for a protein of 290 amino acids. Lineage: Eukaryota; Viridiplantae; Streptophyta; Magnoliopsida; Caryophyllales; Amaranthaceae. Gene Ontology annotation, biological process: DNA integration. The transcript is spliced from 2 exons.
AUGUUCAAGGAUGCUAACACUUUUGUGCAGGCUUGUGACUCUUGCCAGAGGACUAGCAACAUUUCGCGGAGGCAUGAGAUGCCCCAAACCGGAAUUCUUGAAGUAGAAAUAUUCGAUGUUUGGGGUAUUGAUUACAUGGGGUCGUUCCCAUCUUCCAAUGGGAAUUGCUACAUACUUGUAGCCUUCGAUUAUGUGUCUAAGUGGGUUGAGGCCAUAGCUUCACCAACAAACAAUGCCAAGGUAGUCACCAAGCUCUUCAAGAAAACCAUAUUUCCGAGGUUUGGCGUUCCACGGGCUAUCAUUAGUGAUGGAGGUACCCACUUCCAUGAAAGACAACUGGAUAACCUCCUUAAAAGUAUGGCGUAUAUCACAGAACCAGGCUUAGUUACCACCCUCAAACUAGUGGUCAAGUUGAGAUUAGUUUAUGGUAAGGCAUGUCAUCUUCCCGUGGAAUUGGAGUACAAAGCUUUUUGGGAGAUCAAGGAGCUUAACAUGGACUCUAAGGUCGCGGGUAAGAAAAGACUCCUCCAACUCAAUGAUUUAGAUGAGUUUAGAUUGUCAGCAUAUGAUAGUGCGCGAAUCUACAAGGAGAAGACCAAGAAGUGGCAUGACAAGAGGAUCUUACCAAGAGAGUUUGCAACAGGUGAUAAUGUUUUUCUCUUCAAUUCUAGAUUAAAGAUUUUCCCAGGAAAGUUGAAGUCUAGGUGGUCCGGUCCCUUCACUGUCACAAGGGUGAGCAAAUUUGGCUCGGUAGAGUUGGUCAAUGACAAGGGUGAAGAGUUUAAGGUAAUUGGCCAACGACUGAAGGUGUAUCAUGAGGGCGCUACUAGUAGAGAUGUGGAGGAAACCUUCCUAACUCCACUUCCAACCUGA